Molecule: messenger RNA, 8497 nt
Organism: Scylla paramamosain (green mud crab)
Lineage: Eukaryota; Metazoa; Arthropoda; Malacostraca; Decapoda; Portunidae
Gene: Ge-1
Product: enhancer of mRNA-decapping protein 4-like
Exons: 25
Coding region: 179-4534 (1451 amino acids)
Biological process (GO): deadenylation-independent decapping of nuclear-transcribed mRNA
Cellular component (GO): P-body
Molecular function (GO): protein binding
Source: RefSeq, a predicted model, not a curated record
UCUGCAGAUAAGAGUGUGGAGGAGCGGGACGGGGGCGAAGACGGUCCCCGCCUCUGUAGUCUCGGGGCGGCUCGCGGUGACAACUUGUCUGCCGUUUGAAAACAUACCCUGAACAUUGGCAUUUCCUUGUCUCUCUCGCCAUUUUCCGUCAUAACCAAGUGUCAUUCUUGGUGGCCAGAUGGAGUCUGCUGGAUAUGAGGAGAGUGCCGGAUGCCGUCAGGCAAUCCUGAGCAACAACCAGACCACCCAGACCAUUUCGUUUGGUGCCAGUGAGGAGAGGUGGAGCAGCGUGGUGGUGGGGUCUGAGGUGCAGGUGGAGGUGGGUGCCACAAACCAUACCUCCGGCUCCUCGGCAAUCACCACCCGCAACAUCAGCAACUACUCCUGGGACCACCAUUACCUGUCUGGCAGCCUGGUGGCCCAGCACUCCUCAGGCAACUAUGUGGCCUAUGCCAUCAGGGCACCCCAGAAGACUAGUGGGAUGGUGCGCAUUAUCAACAAUAAGACUGGGGACCGUGGCCUCGUAAGGAACAUCAGAGGGAUGGUGCGGGAUCUUGCUUUUGCCCACAUCACCAACCGCAUCAUUCUGGCCUUUACUGACCAGUUUGGGACACUAUAUGUCUGUGAGGUCACAGACACUUCCACUGGCACUUCACUCAACACUGAGAUCCUGGUGGAGGUGGCCAGCACCAGCAGUGAGGCCAGUGACCACCACCGUGUGAUCUGGUGCCCCUACAUCCCUGAUGAACAGGCUGGGGGAGAGGAGGGAGAUGAGCCAGCUCACCUCCUGGUGCUGACUCAUGGCCCUUGUGCUGAGAUCUGGAACAUCAGUGUGGUGCUGCGGGAGCACGGUGGAGGCCAGCUGCGGCGUGAGCAAGUUGCCUCGGGGUACCAGCUGAUGGAGCAGCACUCAGCCCCCAUCACUGAUGCUGCCUUCAGUCCAGAUGGGACAGCACUGGCCACUGCUGCACUUGAUGGUUAUGUCAAGUUCUUCCAGGUAUACAUGGCUGAUGAAGAGAAAUCACCACGCUGCCUACACCAAUGGAACCCUCAUGACGGGAAGCCCCUCUCAGCACUGUUUUUCCUGGAUGACCACAAGCAUCACAGUCCUGAUGUACAGUUCUGGAAGUAUGCUGUCACGGGUGCCUGCAACAAUUCUGAGCUGCGAGUGUGGUCCUGCGAGUCAUGGCAGUGCCACCAGACACUACGCUUUGUGCCAGCACUGCAGGACCCUCCACAGACGCCCCUGAUAUUCAAAGCCACCAUGGAUCCCUCAGCCAACUUCCUGCUGCUCUCAGACAUUCACCGCAGGGUGAUGUAUGUGGUGGUAGUGUACCAGGAUGAAAACACUGGUGGAGGAGGGGGAGGAGGAGGAGGAGGAAAUAGUAUUAGUGGAGGUAUUGGUGGAGGGAACUGCUGUGUGGGGAAGAGCAGUGGUGGUGGAGGGGUGGGGGGCAGUGCACAGCUGGUGUCGGUGUCGGAGCUGCCGGUGCAGUACCCAGCGCUGUUCCUCUCCAUCACGGAUGCAGCCUGGAAGCCUUACAAGCUGUGGAAACACGACCACAUGCAUGAUGCUGCUCAGAAUGCUCAUGACGAGGAGGACAUGGAGAGUCUGGACAUGGUGGAUGGCGUGGUGCUGCGCUGUGUUCUUAUCAACACUGUGUCCCUGCAGGAGGCCACCCUCAGGUUCAAGCCAGAUAUCCCCCUCCCUGGGCCUCCCACACACCACCAUGACCUCAGUGUGUCUCGGGACUCCAUUGAUGUGCGUGAUGGCUUGACAGACUUAAGCCUGAGUGCAUCAGAGGUGGACACAAAUGUAAGUAGAGAGAGGGAGGACAGGGAGGAAGAGCAACCACCUCCCCCUCCACCUCCUCCAGAUGCUCUCACCUCCCCUCAGAGCUCCAGCCUCUCCUCUCAGCACAACACUCCAGCGUCCACCCAGCCUCCCAUGAACCUGCUCACACCAGACUCCUUCAGCUCCCCCAGAAGGCCAGAGGAUUCAGACCUUCCUGAGGAGGACAAUGAGGAAGGCUCUGUGUCGAACAAGGUUACACCAAAUAAGUUUGAUGUGCCAUAUGCACCAGACUUUGAGAAUGCCGCUUUGUCCCUGCUGCUGCGGUGUGGCUCAGGAACCCUCAUGCCGAGCAGCGACUCAGAGAGCAGUAGCAGCCUCAAGAUCCUUGGUUCUGUGGUGGCUGGGUCCUCCACUACUCCUCCAGCAACCUCUCUUCCCCCUCCCUCCACUACCCCUCAUCCUGUCCCUCUGCAGGAUCAUGAAGUCCCCAUUGCCACAUCUGAGGUAGUGGUACCAAGUAGUGGGGGUGUGGGACGCACAGGAGCUAGCACCACCUCCUCCCCGUCCCUUGAGGUACAGCAGAUACUACAUUCCCAGAAUGGGAAGAGUGAGGAGUUUGCAGAUGAGGAUGACGAGGAUCCAAGAACUAGGGAUGAGGCAGGCAUGGCAGAGGAUGAAGAGGAGGGAGAUGAUGAUGAUGAAGAGGAGGAGGAGGAGGAGGAAGAAGGAGAAGAGGAAGAAGAUGAGCCUGAAGCACACCGGCAACCUCCCUCCUCACAUAGCCAUCCACCACCACCACCACCACCAGACCACCAAGCCUUGCCUCAGCCUCCCUCCACAUCCAUCAUCAAGCCCCCAACAUCCUUGCCUCAACCACCUGCAUCAGUCAUGGUCAAACCAAAACCUCCCACAUCCCUUCCCCAGCCACCAACACAACCCCCAUCCUCCUUACCACAGCCCCCAUCCUCCCUACCCCAACCUCCACUGCCCUUACCAGAGCAGUCUCCUCCCUUAGUCUCAAAGACACCAACAUCUGUGCAGCAGUCCUCUCCUUCCUCGCUGUCACGGCCGCCAGCAUCAUCCUUACCACAGGUGCCUCCCUCAUCCCUGCCACAGAGCUUGCCCUCAUCUCUCCCUCAGCCGGUCUCCUCUGUACCCCAGCCUCUGAACACCCUGGCUCAACUGACUCAGAAGCAGGCAGGUCUGCAUGGUCAUGAUGUGGAACUCCCCAAAGCCCCUACCCAGCCAGUUGAUUUGUUUGCAUCAGUGCGGGGUCUCCCUACACAGCUGACAUGUGCCCAGCUGGAGGCGGAGAUCAAAGCUGGAACUGUUAGCCCAGAAACAUCAACUUCUCCUGCUGCCAUGACACACCAGAGCAACUCGGCACAGAUCAAGAAUGAACGAGCCUUCAACUCUGUAGGCCAUCCAUCAGAGUCCCCGGCUGCUGACCAACUCAAUGGUCCUGUGACACCAGCGGUGACGCCUGAUGAUGUGGCUCAGCUGCGCACACUGAUGAUGGGCUGUGUGAGCAUUAGCCGAGAGCAGGGCCAGGUAGCUGUCUCCCAGGUGCGCUCCCUUGCCUCCAAGAUGGACAAGACACUCCAUCACCUGACACAGUUGACCAAGCAGGUGGAGGAAGUGAAGUCAGCCCAGUCGCAGAUUCAGAUGGAGCUUCCUCGGGCACUGGCUGCUGCACUGCGGCCUGUGGUGGAGGGCACACUGAGGAAUGAGCUGAGGACAGUGGUGCUUCCAGGUGUGGUGAAGAGCUUGGAACCCCUCAGCUCUCAUCUCACACAAGAGGUGCAUUCACUUACGAAGAACAGUGAAGAGCAGGUCCUGGAUGGCCUCACUAAAGUCAUUCACUCGAGGUCUUUCAUUGAUGGCAUCGUGGGAUCUGUGGGGACAGCAGUGGCAGCGACCGUGCAAAGCUCCUGCCGUGACGCUUACAACAAGCUGCUGCUGCCUGGCCUCAAUGCACUCACACAGCAGAUCUUUGCACAAGUCAAUGAGAACUUCAGCCGAGGCACUAGAGAGUAUCUACAGAACCUGGAGAAUGAGGUGCAGGGCGGGCGGACGGCAGUGCAGGAGAACAUGGGCAAGGUGUCACAGUCCCUGACUUCAGCAUGCAACUCUCUUUCCUCCCACUCCAAGUCUCUCCAAGACAAUGUCAACAAGCUUGUGGCUCAGCAAAACACGUUGUCUGACGCCCUUACUGAGAGGAUACGAGGGCUGGUGCGAGAGGAGGUGACCCAUGUCCUGCAGGAGCAUCAGGCCAAUCUGGACGCUCGCAGCCGUGCCCACACUCCAGGCCCCACACCCCAUGCCCACAACCCAAAAGUGGCUCAGCAGCAAGUGCAGGGUCUCAUUUCCCAGGGACAGUUCAACACUGCCUUCAAGCAGGCUCUCUCUGCCUCUGACCUGAGCCUAGUCAUGUUUGUCUGUGAACGUGUCAACCCACAGCAGGUGUUCAACAUGACACCAUGUCCUCUGAGUCAGGAUGUGCUCCUCUCUCUUGUCAACCAACUCUCCCAUGACCUCACUGUCUUUACUGACCUGAAACUCAAGUACCUGGAGGAGGCCAUCAUGAACCUGGACUCCUCCCACCCAGUGACGCGGGAACACAUGCGCUCUGUCUUGCAAGGGUUCCAGCGCAAUAUGAACAUGUACCUCAUGACUCACCCCAACAACAAAAAGGUCAAAAUGCUGCUGAUGGCUGUGAACCACUUGGUCACCUCAUAGGCAGGUGCCAUGGAGGACUGGUGAGGCUGUAUAUAGACAGGGAUGAAGCAGAACAAUGUACAUAAGUAUUUCUUCACCACAUACAAAUAUAAGAUGAUAUUAGCUAUCUUGUUUGGUGCUGUGUGUGUGUGUGUGUGUGUGUGUGUGUGUGUGUGUGUGUGUGUGUGUGUGUGUCUGUGUGUGUGUGAGAGAGAGAGAGAGAGAGAGAGAGAGAGAGAGAGAGCAGAAAAAAUAAUAGGAUUCUUGUGUGCCUGUGUUGCAUGCUGCUGCACAUGUUAUAAGCAAAAAUGUAAAUAUGAUGCAUUUUACCAUGUACAUAAUAUGAACCCUGAUUCUGUCAUAGAAAAUCCUAAUAACUAAAUUCAGUUAUUAGUUACUUAUUCAUUCUAUUGAAAUUUCAGUAUGUUGCCGUCAAUAAUUUUGUGUGAAAGUGCUACAUGAUAUGGCUUCUUAAGUUGUUUCUUUGAUUUUUGCAGUUUACUUUUUGAGUUGUUAAUAUAUGUAGGAAUCAUAUUUACUUUGCUUGGAAGUUAGUAAUUUCAAACCCCAAGUGAUGUGCAAGUUCAUUAUAAGAGUGGCACUGAAGGCAGAGAGUGCAGGCUCACUGAGGGUGUGUACAUCACGCAGUUUUUGUGGGUGUGUGGCUAAUGUGUUUAGGAACGGCUUUGUAGUCUGUCUAUUUGUCUUUGUCAAUUUAUCUCUCAAUCCAUUCAUGUCUAACACAUGUCUAUUUAUCUUUCUGUCAAUCUAUCUCUCUAUCCAUUCAUUCUUAGGACCUGUUCCUAAGAAUUGUCCCAAAUAGAUGACCGCAACUGGAGAGGCUCCACUCAUUGUUGUCCUUGUAUUCCCUCUCAUUCACCUCACACCACUUUAACUCCCACCCUCUGCCAUCCCAUUACACUUGAGGUCAUUAUCUUGCAUCCACUGUGUCUACAAUAUUCAUGUAUAUUCUCAUAGUCAUCAGUCAUCCAAUUUUCUACAGUUCUGUCUUUGGCCGAAACAUCUUUGGGUCAUGCACUUGACUACGUCACCUAAACUACAUUUCAUUCCUUCUCCUUUAUUGACACUAAUCCUGUUAAACACACUCCUCUUACAUUACAUGGUACAUCAGAUUAAUAUUACCUUAUUUCUUGUAACCUUACAACCUUAGUAUAAGAUCGGAGAUAGUCCGUCCUUGGAAAAAUUAUUUUGUUUUGAUAUGGAUGCUUUGUGAUUUUUAUUUCAUUGCAUACACCAGCUCUAUUUUUUAUUCAUUUUUUAUUUUAUAUAUAUAUAUAUAUAUAUAUAUAUAUAUAUAUAUAUAUAUAUAUAUAUAUAUAUAUAUAUAUAUAUAUAUAUAUAUAUAUAUAUAUAUAUUUUUUUUUUUUUUAAGGAAUGUUGCCAUGGAAAGUUGUAAAUGUAUUUUUCAAAUAAGUUGUGUGAUCUUCCACUGAUCAGUCAUGUACAUACUGCAGCACCAUUUCAUAUCCUGAAUAUGAAUUUUCUUUCUUGCAAUAUUCUAAAAUACGAGUCAAUGAUAGUUUAUCCUUUUAUUAGUUAAUGGCUGAUGGUGCUACGCCUGUCUUCUGACCUGCUUGCUUGUGUCGGUGGGAAAGGUAUUGCUGGCAUGCUUUCAGACUGUUGCUGUAAAGGUUUCAUUCACCACAGGAAGUUGGGGCAUGGAGAUCAUUUAUUGCUGAAAUUUGACCUGUCUCAGCAGUGUUGUUCUUACACCUGUCAGAGGAAGCAGUAGAAGGGCAUGGUAUUAAUCUCAGAGGAAAUACUAAAGAUAUCUAUUUUUAUGGUAAUUUACUCCAGUAGAAAGUGGAGGAUAUGGACAUGAAAGGAAAUUUGUCCAUGAUGGAGUAAUCAGCCUUGAUCUGGGCUUACAUGCAGUAUUUUUAACUGAGUCUAUGCAUUGUGCAAAAACUAAUAUUAUAUUAGAAAGAAUUCACAUUAUGAUUUAUUUAAGUUGUAUUUAUGAUCAACUUUUAAUGUAUCAAAAUUGUUUUGAAAUUUUUUUCUAAUAUUGUAAGUGAAAGUGUUAUUCAGAUUGUGAAUAAUUGAGUUAUCUGUUUCUGUUGUGAGGGAGGAAGAAGAGCAUGUGGGCAUGUCUUGAUUAUGGCAUAAAAUGGGGGAGGGAUUAAUAAUUUGCUAUCACCUUGCUAUCACGAGAAUACUGUAGGUGAGUGUAAGGAAGGAGGACUCUGAGAAUACUGAAUGGAUAGUGUUCUUGCUGCAUGGGAGCCUUGUGUGUCACUUCUAGGUGCCUGUCACUCAGUUGUGCAGUGGUUUCACUUGCCAUGGCUUGGAUCUUGUAUGAAAGUACAUUACAUAGUUUUGGAAAGUGUUCGUGUCAUGGAAGUUGGCUAAGAACUUGUAGAAAAGAUAUAUAAAAAGUAUUUGUGUAGAAGUUUUGUAUUUUUAUGUAAACUCAAGGUGAACUGUGACAGGAAGCAUGGAGUGAACAUUAUAUAUAUAUAUAUAUAUAUAUAUAUAUAUAUAUAUAUAUAUAUAUAUAUAUAUAUAUAUAUAUAUAUAUAUAUAUAUAUAUAUAUAUAUAUAUAUAUAUAUAUAUAUAUAUAUAUAUAUACACACACACACACACACACACACACACACACACACACACACACACACACACACACACACACACACACACACACAUUAAAUAUGCUGUGGAAGGGGGACAUCCUGGUUGUACACUCUUGCAGUUGCGUUGGGAAACUACUAACAUCAUGUUUCCUGCAUGUCAUGAUGGGGCACUAAGAGAUAUACUGGGGAGACUGGGAGUCCCUACUCUGUAUUCUUAUUCCUACAAUAAGACAAGCCAUGAUGUCUUGUUUUGGCCACUGCUCCUGAAAGGAAAGGUCAGUCUUGUACGUAUAUGGACUUGUAUUUCUGAAAUUACUUUCAGUACUUUUUAUGUUGAUUCAACUUGUGUACUGAGCCAAGGUGUUUUAUAGGAGUUUUGUUUGAGUGUUUGUGGGUGAGUGGCAUACCUACAGUGAGUGUGGUGUACAUAUUUCAAAGACAUGGUGUGAAGGACUGUCUUUUUGCCUUAGGGAUGUGAGUGAGAGCAGAGUUGGGUGGGGGGAGGGUCAGCAGGAGCCAAUCCCCCAUGAAAGGUUUACACUAGUUCUAAGUAUUCAGAUAGAUGAAAAAGUAGGCAUCUUCACUUGGGAACAGGAACUAAUAUGGCAAAAUGUUAACUUUUGUGGUGUUUAUAUGGAGAAUUUGUCAAUGGGUUUGCAUUUCAAACUUUAAAGUAUUGUUUCCCUAUUAGACUUACAUGCAUGUUUGUGUCUCCUGUAAUAAUGAUUAGGCUGAUCCACAAGCUGUGUGUAUUGUGUUCCAUAUUUCACACUCUUAAGUAUCUACAUACACUAAUUAAUUUUGUAUUAGGAAUGGUCUAUUUUAUUUUUGUACAAAACUCCUGUGUUUAUGCAUACAAACCUUUUUCUAGAGAUGGAGAGGCAAUUUUAUGAGAAUCUUGUACUUUGUUUGGUGAUGUGCAUGAGAUGGUUAGCCCAAAAUGUGAUAUUAGCUUAUGGUAUUAGAGGCACCACCACCACCACCACUAUCAUCAUCAUCAUCAUCAUCAUCAUCAUCAUCAUCAUCAUCAUCAUCAUCAUCGUCAUCAUAACUUGGAUUUGUCCGGCAGUGUCCUGUAAGAAGAGUUCUGUGAAUCAUGUGUGUCACCAGAACAUCUAUAUUACUUUUUUUUUGUCAUUAUUUUUAUGUUCAUUAUUUGUUUUUGCAUUGUAUUAUGAGGUGGAUGGGGAAAGAAGUUGGUGUUACUGUGGCCUGUGUGUCUUCUUAGCCAAACUUUGCUCUCAAGUUAUUCUUAUUAGGAUAUUCUCAUGAUAGUGGUUUUGGAAAUUUAAUUCCUUUGUGUCACAUUAAAAAAAAAAUCUUUCAUUCUUGCAAUUGUUUGGAUAUGUAAUUGUAUUUUUAGUUUUAUGAAUAAAUUAAUUAUUUAAU